Monodelphis domestica (gray short-tailed opossum) is the source of this 4734-nucleotide messenger RNA. It is a transcript of the gene CRKL, whose product is annotated as CRK like proto-oncogene, adaptor protein. Gene Ontology annotation, biological process: positive regulation of ERK1 and ERK2 cascade; cell migration; enzyme-linked receptor protein signaling pathway. Lineage: Eukaryota; Metazoa; Chordata; Mammalia; Didelphimorphia; Didelphidae. Gene Ontology annotation, cellular component: cytoplasm. The record is from RefSeq and is a predicted model, not a curated record. Gene Ontology annotation, molecular function: signaling adaptor activity; receptor tyrosine kinase binding.
GGGAGGUGGCCGGCCGCCCGCCAUUUUGUUGCUGUGGCUCUCUGGAAGCUGGGUUGCAGCUGAGCGGAGAGGUUCGGCCGGGCGGGCGGCGGCGGCGCAGAACGAAGCCGCGGGGCCCGGGCCCCGGUGCGCGAUGGUGCGAGCGCGGCGGCGGUGGUGCCGCGGGCAGGGGGCGGGCUGGGGCCUCUGAUUAGGGGCGCGCGGGCGGCUGCAGCGGCAGCGCGGGGAGCGGCCCCUCGGCGGAGCAGCGGCGGCGGCCUGAGAUCGCCCGCGAGUUUCCGUAGUGGGCGCGCGUGCACGCGCUCCCCUUUCCUCUCUCUCUCCCCUUCGGCGCGUGGCUCCGGCGGCGGCCCCGGUCCCGGCAGCAGCUCCAGCCAUGGCGGCAGCGCGUUUCGACUCGUCGGAUCGCUCGGCCUGGUAUGUGGGGCCCGUGUCGAGGCAGGAGGCGCAGAGUCGGCUGCAGGGCCAGCGGCACGGCGUGUUCUUAGUGCGGGAUUCGUCCACCUGCCCGGGGGACUACGUGCUGUCCGUGUCCGAGAACUCACGCGUGUCCCACUACAUCAUCAACUCGCUUCCCACCCGGCGCUUCAAGAUCGGGGACCAGGAGUUCGAGCACCUGCCGGCACUGCUCGAGUUCUACAAGAUUCACUAUCUGGACACCACCACGCUGCUCGAGCCUGCUCCCAGGUAUCCAAGCCCGCCUAUGGGCUCUGCCUCAGCACCCAACCUGCCUCCCACAGAAGAAAAUGUGGAAUACGUACGGACUCUCUACGAAUUUUCUGGGAAUGACCCUGAAGACCUGGCAUUUAAGAAGGGCGAGAUCUUGGCCAUUGUGGAGAAGCCCGAGGAGCAGUGGUGGAGUGCCCGCAACAAGGAUGGGCAGGUUGGGAUGAUUCCUGUGCCUUACGUAGAGAAGCUUGUGAGAUCUUCCCCGCACGGGAAGCACGGAAAUAGGAAUUCCAAUAGUUACGGGAUCCCGGAACCCGCCCACGCCUAUGCCCAGCCUCAGACGGCGAAUCCUCUCCCUUCGGUCUCCAGUCCUCCUGGGGCAGUGAUGAGCCCCCUGCCCUCCACCCAGAAUGGACCUGUCCUGGCAAAAGCAAUUCAGAAGAGAGUCCCGUGCGCUUAUGACAAGACUGCCUUGGCCUUGGAGGUUGGCGACAUUGUGAAAGUUACAAGGAUGAACAUCAAUGGUCAGUGGGAAGGAGAAGUCAAUGGCCGCAAAGGGCUCUUCCCCUUCACACACGUCAAGAUCAUUGACGCUCAGAAUCCAGAUGAAAGCGAGUGAUUCCUGUUAGCCAUCGUAUGCUGCUGCUGCUGCUGCUUCAUGCUUUGGCUCUCAUUAGUAGCAUCCUCUGAAAUGGGAUUCCAUUCUCUCUCCCAGGCAAGCUAGGGAGUGUCGCCCAGCUCUCCAGCUUGCUUCAGUUUGACGGUUUCUUUCUGCACAUCUGGAAUGCACACAGCUGGCAGUCUUUGGGCAUCUGUAUCAUCACAGGAUUGACUCAGACUUAGCCAAUUGUCGGACCUUUUUGGAUCUUAAGCUGGAAAGCCCUAGUGGAAGCACACGGACAGGCAAAAACAUUGACGAGGAAGGAGUCUCUUUCCCCCACUCGGAUGCUCCCUUGGUUUUAUCCCAUCGAACUCACUUGGAGAAAGAAAGCAUUUGAGAAUUAUACUUGAACUGGGCCCAUAGCUUCUCCUCAGAGCAAUACUCACUGUGCCAUCUUUGGCUUUUUGGCCAGGGGAAAUGGUGGAACUCCAGGGAGAGGGGAGAAAUUCUGGCCUAUCCCAGGAAAGGCUGAAUCUGCACUUGGGAGAGGGCAAGGCACUGGCAUGUGCAUUCUGAACAGUCACUGAUGACAGGAAAGAACUAUUGAAGCCAAGGCCUGUCUUUAUAUGAUGUCUUCAUUGUAAAUGGUCGCCCGUUUUGCCAUGUGCUGAGCAACAAAAUCCUAUUUAAUUCCAUCUUUACUAGCACUGUAAGACCACACACACACACACACACACACACACACACACACACACACACACACACACACACACACACACACACGGAGCCAUUUUAUUUUAUUUUUUUGGUCUGCUUUCAAUGAAUGCCCAAGAACCAAUAGCAGCUUCCAUAAAUGAGAUUGUUUUCAGAACCUUGGAUGUGAGGCCACCUUCACAGUCUAUGUCCUUGCCCUUGGAAGGGGCUGGAGAGAGCAGGCCAGGCAGGCUCCAGGCUAUAUCUGGUCUGCGUUGUCACCAGCUGGGAGACAACUGGGGCUCCCUUUUGAGGCAGGCGCUUGGGGUCCAGGAAAGGCCGGGCAGGCAUUUUUCUUAAAGGAAGAACCGGUGGUCAGGUUAGCCGACCAGCCCCACCCAUGGAGCUUUGUUUUGUCCGAUUUUUAAAAGCCCCCAGAUCACUCAUGGCAAUACCACAAAGCAUUCAGACUCCAUGUUGGGAGAUUUUCACUUACUUACAGAAACACAGACUUUGAACGUCCUCCUUGAGGACCAACAGAGAAAGAGCCCCCUUCAGUAGUGAGUGGAUCGUGGGGCGGGCCCUCCCCUCCCCACAGCCCUUUUUAGCCUUUCUAUAUUAGUGUGUUCUGUGUUUUUGAGCCAAAGCUCUUCGGCUUACAGAAUGUUAGAACUGGAAGAGACCCAGCAUGCAAACCCCUCAGAUACAAGCCCAGGUCACUUUGACACACGAGGAAACCAAGGUCCACUGACUGGGCCCACAAGUCAGGUCUGCCCUCCUGCAACACACUGCCUCACUUAGUGACUGCCCACAUCUCCACAGGACGGAGGCUGCCCCAUGGAUGGGGCUUGUGCUCAUGAACAGAAGUUGACAAACUUGGGACUGCUGUGGGCCUCGAUGCGAUGCUCUGUCCAUGUGAGCACGACAACCUACUUCAAAAAUGCCUUCUCUUCAUCUAAUGAUUCCACAACUACUUGAAGCUACGUAGCAAUCUGUCCCACUGCAAAAAUGCCCAUUCUGCCAUUAACAUCCAGCCCAAAGCACAGGGGUCUUCGUCCGAUGGCCACCCCUUUUCCUGCCUUCACUGGUAGACUUGUCCAGGGCACACGUGCCAAAGAGGCCUCCUGACUGACCCUGGCAUUUGGGAAAGUGGGCGGGCCUGCUUGGCUCUUGUAAGACAGAACUAACGUGUAGGACUACACUUGGCUCCAUUUAGCGGCAGGACAGUCAGUCCCCUUCAAGAGCUAGGCAUGCUAGGGCCUGUUUUCCUUUGAACUUCUCUUCCUAGGACUGCUCUUGUCCUGUAUGGGCUGAUGUAGGUCACUGAGGCAUAGAUCAAAACAUUGGGAGGCCAAGGGACGCUCCCCGUAUUUAUUCUUUACACUAAAAUGCAUGGGUUCCCAGAAGGAAGGGUGCUGCUUAGGAAGCACACUCGAGAGUUCAAAGAGGCUGAUCCAAUAUCAAGGAAGAGAACACCAAACAGUCCCUUUGUUCUUCCCCUUUUAGAGUCCAAGGCCUUUAUGAUUGGACUGGGCUCUAGAGGAGAAGUGGGUCAGUGGAACGGAACAAGUUCUAGGUUCAGAUCUUACCUCUGCUGCUCUCUGGCUUGGUGACUUAAGAUGAGUCCCUUCCCCUUUUUGGGCCUUGGUUUCCUCCUCUGUAAAGUGAGGAGAUUGUACUGUUGAAGACCUCUUAGUGCCCCUUCUAGCUCUUCAAGUCUUCUUAGCCUGUGCUCCUAAACAGCUGCCCAGGGCGUGAAAGAGGGGAGCCCCCAUGCUCGACCCUGGCUGACAGGCUAGGCUUCCUGAAGGUGGGCAUCCUGGGUCCCUGCCUGCCCUGAGGUCUGUUCUCUGCCCUGGGAGGAUUGCAUGCGCUCCAUGGGCAGGGGUUUCCCCUUGAGCUGCUCCUCAUACUGUUUGCUCCCAUCCCUGCUUUGUCUUUGUCACCCCAAUCUUUGGAUGUCCUGCGAGCCACCGCUCUGGUCUGUUUGUCCUUUGGUUUUGCGGGCAGUCGGUGGGUCAUGAGGCCAUUUGGUUCAAUGCACUGUUAAGGGCUCAUGCUCCACCCUUGUUUUUCUGUCAUUCGCUGGAUUGUGCGUGUGGCUCCUGGGGUUUUCAGCCUCGGUUGCCUCCCUGGGCCCUGGAGAUGAGGUGGGCAGUGUCACCUGGCUUGGGUCAUUCACCCCAUGUGCCAGCCUUUGUGAUUCUGGGUCGGUCCAAAGGGGGCUGCUUCCCUUCUCUCCAGGCCCAUUGCUCCCUGCCUCCAUGCUCAGUCUCGUUCUCAACCACUUACAACUGGUCGGGUACUUUGUACAGACAGCCCCGGGAGGGCUGCCGCCAAGAUGAGAUUUCCUGAGUGCCUCCUGGGGAGGAGACAGCUGUUGACUUUGGUUUUAACCCAGUAUUCACGACUAACGCUUCCUGUCAUCGUGUGGAGAGAGCUGCCUGAGGUCUGGCUUAGGAAGGAGCAGAGGAGCCCAGGAGAAAGAAGCUCAUUGUGUGGAGCUCAUCCCAGGCUGCCACCACUUGUGCCUGAGCAGAAGAAGGAGCCACCCUCUGCGAGAGGGACAGCAGCCUCACUUCAGAGGCAGUGGUCACCGUGGUCUCCGGCCCCAGCAGGACACAUGACUCUGAACCUGUAACGUAAAAAUCAUGAAUUUCAGGCAAUAAUAUUUUCUCUGUAAGCUUUUAAAAUUAUUUUUGGGGGAUCAUAGCUUGUUUUAUUUUGUGCUAUAAAUUUAACAGUAUUAAAUGACUUCUAUUCUUAGAAUA